GUCAGUCAGUCAGUCAGUCAGUGUCUGCAGGAGGAGCUCUCUGCUCUCAGACCUUCAGGACGGAUUUCGGACAUUUUUGUUUGUUUGUUGCUUUUACGCGCAGCUCCCCCCCCCCUACACCCCCACCCGUGGAUCUGUAGCAGCCGCCUCCUGCUGUGGGAGAAGCAGGCAGAGCAGAGCAGGCAGAGCAGAGCAGGGCUGGUUCCGGGAUCAUCUGACAGGCUGAAGCGGUGGCUGGCCGUGGACUCCAUGGUUCGGACCAGAGGACAGACCGCGGCAGCAGGAUGGCGCCAUGAGGACUCUUCCUGUCCAGACUCCUGCUAGCAGCUGAAGCAGGUCGGCGAAGCGGCAGGGAUCUUCCUGAGACCAUUGAGAACCUUUUGAAACUACAGAGAUCACUAAAGAUUCUUCUGCGAUCAGGAAUGAAAGACGAUGCACAACAAAGUUGAUGACAUUGAAAAGACGAUAUGCAUCUCUGAUGCUGAGUACUAAAACUCCCCCUUCAACCGCGCCUCUUGAUUCCCGUUUUCAGUCGGACUCGCCACUAAGUCUUGCUCAGAGAUGGAGGCACAAUCUUCCUUUGUUUGAACCUGUUAGCAGCCUCCUAAGGUUCAGUUAACAUGCGAGGGUACUUUCAGACCUUUUAGACCCUUCGGUACCUUCUCUCUUAACUAACCCACCGUCCCCUUUUCCCUCUCUUACUAAAACCAGAGGAGGUUAAUAAAAAUGGAGGCUCGUGAAGCAGCUGCCUCUGGGCACAAAGGCCUGAUCAAGGAAACAGUGAAGGAGAAGGCACCUCUUGAAAGAAAGUGGGCAUCUGAGCCUACUGCAAACACCAAGCACAGCACGUUUGCUGAUCCAGAGGUUAGACAUCGAGAGGGUUUUCCCUGUGGUGCAACAGGAGUUUCAGCUCCCCAUCAAAAGUAUGGAAUACCAGGCAAUUCUGCAAAGCUGCUAUCUGGAUCAUCUGCAGUUGGGGCAAUAGGAGGUCCACCAUCCCAAGACCCCCAGGGACCUUUUGCACAAGGCUUUCAAAGAGAAUAUUUCCAUUUUGCCCAGCCCUAUCCUCAGCAUCCCCAAACUGAACGUUUUGUCUCAGGAGCUAAACCACAGCCCGGUCUAGAGCCUCAUGCCUGGCCGUUUGUUGGCCAGUUACCCUCGGAUGACUUGUACCCUGUAGAGCACCCAGGCCAUACUCACCCACACGGAGCAAGGAGGUUUCCCAGGCAAAAAUCUCCCAGUUUACCGAGCUCAUUUGGACAGUACUCCCGCUCAGGCUCUGAGCCCGGGGAGGAGGGCUACGGCAAAAAAGAGCAGAAGCAAAAAAAGCCAGGGAAGUACCUUUGUCCCUACUGCAAUCGGGCCUGCGCCAAACCCAGUGUCCUGAAGAAACACAUCCGCUCACAUACUGGAGAGAGGCCAUAUCCUUGCAUACCCUGUGGCUUUUCCUUUAAAACCAAAAGCAACCUUUACAAGCAUCGCAAGUCUCACGCUCAUGCCAUUAAAGCUGGACUGGUGCCAUUUUCUGAACCGACAGUGGCCCCUAUUGGGGACGUGGAUCAGGCAUCCCCAGCUGGUGACGCAGAGGUGCCCUCGGAUGGAGAACAGAGUACAGACACAGAUGAGGAAGGGGUUGAGGCCUCCACAAUGCUGACAGACAAAGACAGUCCCAUCCCGCAGAUCUCCUUUGAGGAUGACAAAAAUGCAGGUAGUACAGAACCAGCCUAUGCAGACUCAGCUGAGGAGCUCCCCAUCGGAUCAAUGAAAGUGCCUAUCCUUAUUAUUCCCAAGUCUGGGGGAGUCCCUCCAGCUGGGAUGGAUUGUCAUCCAUUUCAUGAUGUAAAAGGCUCUCAUCGCUUGUUGGGAUCACAGGCAGGUGGAAGAGCACGUUCACUAGAUGACUGCCCCAAUGCCAAACAGCGCUUGCACCGGUUGUUUGAUAAGGAAGGCCAGAACUCAGAUCCAGGCAUGUCCCAGUCACUAAACCUCCUCAGUCCCCAUAGCAAAGGCAGCACAGACUCAGGCUAUUUUUCACCUUUUGACAGUGCUGAGCUGCAAAUAGGCACUCCAAAUACUAAUGUCAAGACAUACGAAGAGAUUAUGUUUGGUCGGACUUGGUACAAUAGACCAAACUCCAGGUCGAGACAGUCAAUCACAUUGAAUUUAGCAGGGGCGGACCCCACCAUCCUGGCAAAGCAGCCGGGGACUAUUACAGACAUGGGGAAGAUAGUGGAGGACCCAGGUUCCUUUCCAAGAAACCUUGCAGUCUGUGGAGAACCCAAGCAUUAUCCAACUGGACCCUGCCAAAGCAGUACAGGGCUUUUGGAGCUACCAUCAGAGUCUGGAACUCUAAUUCGGAGUAACUCGAUGCCAACUCCAUCUCCUCCCAACCCGAGCGCUCCUCAGGGGAUUCGAGGUAGUGUCUCCUUUGAUAACAUGGUGGCACCAGAUGAUGUAUUCUACCCCCUUCAUCCCAGACUCAAACGGCAGGGUGCGUUUGAACAAUCAGGUAAUGAAGCCCACAUAGGAGAGGCUGAGGGCUAUGGACACAUGGCCAAAAACCUUGUCUCCUCUUUGGGUAUGAAAAUAAGUGAGCGUAGCCCAGGAGUCCCAGAGAACAUUCCCUAUAGCCAAUAUGGUACUAAGGUCAACACGUCCGAAACACGAAAACGACGGAAAGAGAAGAGCGUUGGGGAUGAUGAGGACAGUCCUGGGAACUGUGACAGUAGCUGUAGUGGUUCCGUUGAGAUCGUGGGCGACUAUGAGUUUAAACAGAGCAGUCUGGAUGGAUCCAGAGCCACACCGAUAGGCAAAGGCUCGCUUUACAGUGCUCAUAGCCAGUCUGACAGCUUUGAUACAUGCGCUAGCAUGUGCUCUGAGGACAUCGCAUUAGUUCCCGACUUGGAAUCCAGGAAAGCAACCCGCGGUUCAGUUAUCCAACAUACUGGCAUAAUAUCCCGUCCCAAUUCCUUUGAGAAGUCAGAGUCCUUUGAGCAGACAGGAUACCAGUCCACAGAUAGAGUUCCAUCUAGUCAAUACUCAGAGCAGUCUGAUACUGAGAUCUUUGAAGAUGCUCUGAGCCCUGAAUCUGCUCUUCUGAAGACUAACAGCAUGGAGCAGCAAAGUUCCUGUGAGCUAGCUGCCCUUUCAUCUUCUUCAGCCACAGCCUCACCUGGCCAACCAUAUCCCAACUCACACAGACUGGUAAGGCAACCUAACAUCCAAGUCCCUGAGAUCAGGGUAACAGAGGAGCCAGACAAGCCAGAGAAGGAUACUGAACCUGCAUCCGCCAAGGAACCUGAGAGGCAGCAGCAGAUGGAGGAGUUCCAGCUGCCACAGAGGAGUGACACCCUGUCUCAGAUGCCUACAGAAAAGCUGCCCCCCAAGAAGAAAAGGCUGCGCCUUGCAGACAUGGAGCACUCGUCCGGGGAGUCGAGCUUUGAGUCAACCUGCACCAGCCUUUCCCGAAGUCCCAGUCAGGAGAGUAAUCUAUCCCACUCGUCGUCUCUCUCCAUGUCCUUUGACAGAGAUGAAGGUCCCAAGUCUGUCUCACCAACUAAACAGGAUGACGCUAUGGUCUCCGGUGGGGGAAAGCAGUCGGAGUUCCUGACUGUGCCUGGCAGCGGCUUUUCCAGCCACCAUCAGCAGAGAGAGAUGAGGCGAUCUUCAUCGGAGCAGGCGCCGUGCACGCUGCCCACAGAGCUGCCUGAGAUGCGCAGCAAAUCAUUCGAUUAUGGGAACUUACCUUCCUCCAGACAGGGCGAGCUGUACACCAGUGCAUCUGCAAUGAAGGAACGUCGGCGGGGAUAUUUGGUUCGACAGGCUUCGCUGAGUGUUUAUCCAGAGACGGUCCUCCAGGAAGCAGGCGCACCUGAGAUCUCAGUCAAACAGGAGAACCUGGAGCGUGGCGUCUGGUCCAGCCCGACGGGUUCUCCCCACGGCAGCGUGGAUUUACCCGGCAGGACCAAGCGAGCUGGUAGCUGCGUCAGAGGAUCCCAGCAGCACCAGCAGAGCAGCCUCCAGCAGAGCAUCAGUGAGGACAGCCUACAGGAUGAACCCGUCUAUGGAAGGACGCAGCAGCAUCUCCUGCAGGCGCAGAGCUCCUCGUCUGAAGGAGAACACGCAGCCAUGGAGGCUUUGGCCAAAGAUCUGCCCCACCAGUACCAGACUGCUGCUCCCUUCAUUUCCAUCUUACAGCCCAGUUUGUUCUGGAAUCAAGAGUCGGAACAGAAGCAGCAACUCCUCAAGCUUCACAUCAGAUCCCAGGGAAACCCGUCGGGAAUUCCGGCUCAUAAGCAGCCGAUCCCCGAGCCGCAGACAUACGAUGGGAAAGCAGACGGCUCGCAGGUCUACGCCUCCUCGCUGUCGGUGCGGAACCUGGGCCCCCUCCCCUCCAGCCCCUCCCUGUUCCUGCAGCAGGUCCAGCCGGUGUUUGCCACUCAGGGCCUGGGAUCCCAGUCGUCUCUGCCCGGCCUACUGGUCCCAGUCAGGAUCCAGACUAACGUGCCAUCGUUCGGUAGUGCUAUGUACACUAGCGUCAGCCAGCUGAUAGCUUCCUACGGCACCGGAGGAGCGGCGCUAGACUUGGACAGCGGCGGGAUGGCCAACAUGUCUCCUCCUGUUGGGAACUCUGGGAGGUCGGUGGGGGGGGGGAUGAGUGGGACAGGGUUUAACUUGCCCCUCCUCCUGGGACAGGUAGAUGUUGCAGGGCUGCGGUUCCCGUUGCCGGAGCAACAGGUGAAAACAGGAAUCCCUCUGUCACUGACGUCAGGGACUCUAUCCACUACAGACGCCUCGGCGUCCAACAUGGUGGCCAGCAAACGCAUGCUCUCGCCCACCAGCUCCCUGGAGCGCUUCUUCGACACCAAGCAGCAGAAGCGAGUGAAGGAGGAAAGGAUGUACGGGCAGAUAGUGAGAGAAAUGGGCGCCGUGGAGCUGAGCGGCGCCGAACGCACAUCCAACCCUGGGAAACAGGCCCGAGGUCUGAAGAGCGAAGACUCCAUGGACGAUUCCUCCCCUUUCCCUGUGGCGGCAAAGAUGGCGGUUCCCGUCCGAUCCCCAGCUCCACACCUCCCAGACGUCCCCCGCGCUGAAAGCUUCACCCCCCCGCUCCAGAUCAUCACUGAUCGCUCAGGGGGGCGGGACUCCCCGGAGGAGCUGGACGUGGAUGAAGCUCCGCCGCAGUCCAGCUCCAGCCCGGAGCCCAUGCUGUCCUCUAACGACGCAGACAGCGCUGAGAAACGAGCCGCGGCGGCGAAGCGUUGUGGAGAAACGGGAGCGCCGCAGCUUUUCCAGUUCCCCAGCCUGCGCACCAUGAGCUGCGUCAGUUGGUGCUUCCGGAACUACACCAAACCCAACAGCACCUUGGCAGCUUCCCACAGCUCCGUCUACGCCUCAUGGUCCAUCAGCUCCUACAAUCCCAACCCGCUGCAGCUCAGCACCAAGGCGGCGCUGGCGCUGCUCAGGUCCAAACAGAGGAGCAACGCUGACCUGAUGUACACCGUCGCCGCCGUGUCUCCUCCCAGCUCGGGGAAGCUGGUGUCCUCCGUGGCCUGGAAGCUGAGGUUUGAUCAGCUGAAGCCGGAGCUGAUGCCCGUCGACGUGAGUCACUUUGGGAGGAAGAUGAAGGGCGUGGUGUCGUGGGAACGCUCCAAGGAAGAGCAGGUGGAGAAGGAGGUGUCAAUCAAACCGCCUGCUGCCGAACCGGCGCGCAUCAAGAUCUUCGAAGGCGGGUUCAAAUCCAACGAGGAUUACGUUUACGUUCGAGGCCGCGGCCGCGGGAAGUACAUCUGCGAGGAAUGCGGCAUCCGCUGCAAGAAACCUAGCAUGCUGAAGAAACACAUCCGAACGCACACCGACGUCCGGCCCUACGUCUGCAAGUUCUGCAACUUCGCUUUCAAGACUAAAGGAAAUCUGACGAAGCACAUGAAGUCCAAGGCUCAUAUGAAAAAGUGUUUGGAGUUGGGCGUCUCCAUGUCGUCGAUCGAAGACACCGAGGCGGACGAAGGAGAUGGAGGAGAGGAAGGCCAGAGAUCUUCAGAGAAGCGGUCCAGAGGAACCGUGGCGGAGCACCAGUUCUCGGACGCCGAUGAUUCGGAGGGCGGUGAGGAGGAUUGUGACGAGGUGGAUGAAGAUGAGGACGAUGAGGAUGACUACGAUGGCGACUCCACCCCAAAGAGCCGUUCUCGUUCCACGAGCCCUCAGCCGUAUCCGCUGCCCUCACUGUCCAUCACAGCGGGGGCCUCCACCCACAGCGCUCCUCACCUGUCCCACCCGGUGGCGCCAGACCUCCACCUGGUGGGGCACUCCAGCAGGGCGCCUCUGUUCGGAUACUUCACCACUAUCCCCAGCAUCCAGAUCACAUCUCAGGCUCCUCCCACUGAGUGGAAUCCAGCGGAGCAACAUCUGGAGCGGAACAGCCUCCUGGCUCCACCCUUGUCCUCCUUCAUGGAUGAGGAUAUCUCCGUCCCCUCCCCAGAUCUGUCCUCCUCCUCCUCACCUGGGCUGGAGCUCUCUGGCUGCCCCUCCCCCAGCUCCCCGUCAUCCUCCCCCUCAACAUGCCGUUACCUGUCCCCACGCCGUGACCUUUCACCUCGUUCUGGACAUCUGUCCCCCCGGCGGGACAUCUCCCCUCUGCGCCACGUCUCCCCUAAGCGGGACAUGGGAGGCGGGGCGUACCGCCGAGACGUGUCCCCAAGGCGGGGGCACCUCUCUGUGCUCUCGCCGCUCUCACGGCCAACAUCUCCAGGGGGGCGGGACUACAAGAGAGACCUUUCGCCACGAGGACGCCACAGGGGAAUGAUCCGUGCGCUGUCUCCUCGCCGAGGCCUUUAUCACCAAAGCCCCCACAGCGGGGCCCGGGGCCCGAGGAACAAUCAUCAUAUGGCGGCGAUGGCUCACGCAGAUUUCCCUCUGGGGCGUCACAGUGCAGAGAUGGAAAAGAAUCUUCUUCCUGGUUCCUCAUCGCCAUCUGAACGGGAUCAAGGCUCAGCCCAGCGUUACCAGUCCGCUUCACCUCACCAGGUUCUGUUCAGCCAUCUACCCACCCAUUCACAACUUCAGGUGCGUUCUCCAUUCCCGAUGAUUCCCAUCGGAGGAAUUCAGAUGGUACACUCUAUCCCCACAUCUGCCCAGCAGGGGGCGCCCACGGUCUUCCUGCAGAAGAGCGUAUCGGAGGACUCGGACAGCGGUGAGGUCGCCUCCGUCGGCAGAAAAGGAGGUGAGAAGGUGGAAGGGGGAGGAGUCAGGCAGGAGCAGGAGGAGGGCAUCCACACCUGCACCAAAGCUAUCGCCUCCCUCUGCCUGGAUCCUGAGUGCGUGCAACGAGGAGCAGGAGGAGUCCGAUCGCCCUCCUCCUCAUCUGCAUCUCCAGCCCCGCGUCCGUCCCCGUCGCCUCCUACCGCUCCAGGAUUUCAGCACUUUAGCGGCGCGGAGCUCAGACCUUCGCACCCGGUGACCCCUGCCUCCCCCCACUCAUCCUCUUCCUCCCUCUCCCCUCACCCCCCCGGCCUGGGAUCUGACCCCCUGCAGCCUCACGCGGCAUCCCAACCCUCGACGGUGGGAAAACAGCGUGAGGUGGAAAGCUAGAGCAGGAAGCAGGACGCCUCUCAGAAAGGGGGCGGAGUUUCCGUUUUCAUCCAAUAGGAAGGGACGAUGUGCAACAAAGAGAAGAAACAAGGAACUUUGCACAUUUUAGCUGAACUGCUGUCUGUUGGACUCGGAGUCCGGCCUGCAGCCCGCAGACAUUUUUAUUUAAAGACUUCGGAAAAAGCCGAUAAAAGUUUGGCGGAAAACGCCGAUAAAAGGUUGGCGGAAAACGCCGAUUCAACAGCGGACUUCUACGAGCGUGCCUUUCCUUUCAUCCAGCGGGAUUCGGUUCGGAUUGCAGGAAGGUAGAUGUACAUAAAUAAUAUUACCCUUUUCUCUCUUUUUUGCAUAUCAGCUUUGUAAUAAAUGCACUCCUCCCCCCCCCUUCUUUUUCAUUUUUUGGACACCUUAAACGUUGAUGUGAAGUUAUGGAUAUUACCAUUACGUACGGUUGCACUAAAACAUAUUUUUAUAUGAGUGAAAUAAAAAAAGCUUUUUUGUGUACAGCAGCGAUUCUAUAAUACUAUUUAUUGUUACCAAGUUUCAUAAACUGUAAAUUUUUUCUUAAGUGUCGUGGAUGCCUUUUCUAUGUACAGCAUGGGGAGCAGGACGUGUGCACUGUAAUACGGCUUUCUAUGUGUUUAUAUACGUCAGAGUGAACCGCCAACCUCGCUAGGAGGCUUAUGCAUAUUGAAGAUGUACUCAAGUAUUUAACCUGCAUAUGAUGAAUACAUACAGUAUCGUCUAUUGUCUGCACUUAGCAUUUAAACAUUUACAUUUUUGUAGUUUGCUUGUACAUUUUUGCUGCUUUUCGCCUGCCGCUGCUCAGAAGUUUUUCUGUUUUUAAAAACUUUAAAUUAGAGCUGCACCACAUCAGAAAAACAAAAACAUUUUAAUAGUUGUGCUUUUGAUGAACCUGCAUCAGCAGAUGUAGAAAUAUCAGAUUCUUCCAAACAUGGAGAGUUUGAAACAGAAAGUAAACAUGAAUUAUUAUCCUGAUUGGUCUAAAACCUAAAGGUCAAACGUUAGCAAGAGGCACUUUCAAAAUAAAGUUAAUAAAACAUUGAAUAAGUCAGUUUUCGCGCAUCAGAACAAAGGUUAUUGUUGUCCUCCAAAAUAAAAGCCCUAACAUUAGAUGGAGUCUUGUCAUGUGACGCAGUUUUCACAUGAAAAAGAACAAGCCACCCCUGAACGGGGGAUUGCUGCAAACCACAGCUCAUGACUGACCUUCAAAAUAAAAGCCUAGAUAUAAAGAUGGGUGGGUGUUUAGCUAAAAUAGCUCCUAUGUUAUUUUGUCAACUAGGCUGUAAUACUAGUGGAUGUUAUGUUCUCUUCAAAAUAAAAGCCCAAGGUUUUUUGUUGAAUGGGUGGAAUUACAGCUAAUGGACCUAAAAGGAUACGGUUUGUAAAUCGAGCUUCUGCGAUCCCUUCCAGAUUGGCGAGUUUUCUUUAACCAGAGCGAAUUAGCGGGAGGAAGCUGCUGGUUUGAUUCCUGGUUUUUCUGCACCUUCUCCCUGUGCAGCCGUGGCUUCUCUCCAGUUACCCUGACCUCAGUGCAGUGAGAGCAUUCCUGCCGUCCGUUAACAGGCUGGCAUGCCGUCAUGGCCGCCGCCAGAAUCUGGGCGUCACCAGAUUGACCUGCUGGGGACCACAGAUGGGCUAAUUCUGCACCUUUACGUCAUUUGUUCCUUUUGGAAAACACCGGCAUGGAUUAGAUACUUUCCCAUCUAAGGAACCGCAGCAGGAAGAUGUUUAUGGUUAGAGAUGUUGUGCAGCUCUAGUUUGAAGGUGUUAUUUUCUCUCUGCAUUAAAAUAAAGAUGUUUGCCCCCCCCCCCCAAAGAAGCAUUCCAGUCUCAAACAUGCCGGGUCUCUCGCAGCAUCGGAAACCUGCAACAUCUCUAACAAUGCACCUUAUUUUUCCUGCUCCGCCUUUUAUUUUUAGCACUUAGACGAUAAUCCUGCAGUCAUGGCGUCUCUGCACCGCUCUCCUGCGCAGCCUUUUCAAAAAGUCAAGCAAUAUUUAGCCAAACUCUGCUCUCACCAGCAGGGAGUUUUUUUGUUGCAAGGCAACAAUGGUGUACUUUAAAGAAUUCCUAAAAUCAGGAGCAGAAGGGAGCAGGUGUUGUGCUGUUGGGACAGUUUGGGGCUGAGCCGGGCAGGCUGCAAUGUGAGUGUCUGUAUUCUGUAUCAGUGUAUAAACCAGUAUAUCCUCUUCUUACUUCUUUUCUAUUUUGAUUCUCCCUCUUAUGUAUCAUGAAAACAAUGAUGUCUCUUUCUCUUAUCAAAGCACAAGUCAUUGCAUUUAAGUGACACCUGCAGAGAAAAAAGGAGGUCGAGCAGGUGAACGUGCAUCUAUGGGGUGUCUCUGUGACGGUGUUAUCAUGUACGAUCCUCGCUGGGAGAAGCGUUGCAGUAGAGGUGGAAGAAUGCGUUCAUGUUUCCUAAUAAAGAUGAACAGAAACAGCA
Messenger RNA from Cyprinodon tularosa, 10054 nucleotides. It is a transcript of the gene hivep2a, whose product is annotated as HIVEP zinc finger 2a. Bases 727 to 7587 code for a protein of 2286 amino acids. Gene Ontology annotation, molecular function: DNA-binding transcription factor activity, RNA polymerase II-specific; RNA polymerase II cis-regulatory region sequence-specific DNA binding. Gene Ontology annotation, biological process: regulation of transcription by RNA polymerase II. Gene Ontology annotation, cellular component: nucleus. The record is from RefSeq and is a predicted model, not a curated record. The transcript has 17 exons. Lineage: Eukaryota; Metazoa; Chordata; Actinopteri; Cyprinodontiformes; Cyprinodontidae.